Coregonus sp. 'balchen' is the source of this 19829-nucleotide messenger RNA. The record is from the annotation of a GenBank genome assembly. NCBI's taxonomy places the organism in Eukaryota, Metazoa, Chordata, Actinopteri, Salmoniformes, Salmonidae.
UUUGCUAGACUAUUUGAACAUUAACUGGCCUGGCUAUCCAUGUAUAGCCUACAUGUAUGUAGCUGGCUAUGUCUUUUAUUCAUUCUCUUUCACCAGAUCCAGGAUGAGCCGAGCAUCCAGCAGUAGGCUCUCUGAGCUCCCUCAAAGAGUUGAAAGCAACAGAAUGAGCAUGGUUUAUGCAACACCACAGAGGUAAGUUGGCAAACGAACAUAAAUGGAAGUUGCUUUAACAGCCUGUCAUAAAUAUCGGAUAUGUAUUUGCUAUUACAAUGACCAUAUCAAUAUUUGUUCCCAGCAAACAACCAUCCUUCGGAAAGUUGAACAUUCCUAAACCCCAGUCAGUGACAUCCGAGAGAAGAACCAGCUUUUUUGGUAGUCGGUAAGGUCCCUGCACUGAAGAAAAGACUGUUAAACACCUAGUUCUCUAUCACUGUCACCAUGCCAGACAAAGACUAUUCCUGUUAGUGAAACUAUAUGAUUGGGAGCCAUUUCACACUGCCAGUCAUUUUACACACAGCAAAGGCUAAAUGCUCUAAAUCGGUGGUUCCCAACUCCAGUCCUCGAGUACUCCCAACAGUGCACAUUUUUAUAAAUAACAAGAUAUGCCAAAUAACAGUCUCUAAAAACCACUUGAUGGCAAACAAAUCAGAUGAUUUGACCGUUCAGACAAGUCGCAUGGUCAGGAAUCAUAUUUGUGGCUUGAAAUUUCUAAAUCCAUGUGCUUUUUGGCUGUUCAGACUGCAGGAAAAAUAACAGAUUCUAAUCAGAUAUGCAAAAAAAUAGUUUUUGAGUCACUUCAAACUCCCAAUGUGAACAAGGCUUAAGUAGUACCAUAAAUGCUGAUGAACUCCUUUCAGGACCAGUGGGGCUGGCAUGGCUCGCAACAGCACCUUUGGAGCCUUUGGAGGUGCAGAGAAGAUGAAGGAUCCCCGGCCCUUACACGAUAAGGCCUAUGUUCAGCAGUGCAUCAGACAGUUGUGUGAGGUAUAGAUGGACUCCUAAUAGACACAGGUUUUUAAAACAGAAUCUCACUGAACUUUUAAGUCUUUCAAGACCGGGCCCAAUAUUUAUAAAGCAUCUCGGAUUAGGAGUUCUGAUCUAGGAUCAGUUUUGUCACUUUUACAUCCUCAUGAAUUAGAUUAUAUGAACGGGGGGGGGGGUCUGGUCCUAGAUCACUAGACACUUUGUACGGCCAUUUCCCUUGUUCUCCUCCAGUUUCUGUCAGAGAAGGGCUUUCCAGGUUCAAUGUCGGUCAAGUCUCUCCAGUCGCCCUCCACCAAGGAGUUCCUAAAGAUCUUUGAGUUCAUCUACUGCCUCCUGGACCCCACCUUCCAGAUGCCCACCUCCAAAGUGGAGGAGGAGGUCCCCAGGAUUCUCAAAGACUUGGGGUAAAUGAGCUCAUUCUGCCAUACAUGUUAAAAAUGGUCUGUGUCCCAAAUGGCAUCCCUAUGGGCCCUGGCCCAAAGUAGUGCACUAUAUAGAGAAGAGGGUGCUAUUUGGGACACAGAUAUGAUCAUUUGCUGUUUGCAUCUUGUUUUUGCACGCUGGCCCGUUCCUCGUUCUAGUAUACUGACUGUAUAUUUCUGAUUGCAGGUAUCCAUUUGCGCUCUCCAAAAGUUCCAUGUACUCUGUUGGGGCACCACAUACCUGGCCACAGGUCUUGGGGGCUGUUGUCUGGCUCAUCGAUACUGUGAAGGUGGGUAUUAGUACAGCAGAAUCCUACCUAAUCUCUAAACUCAUUAAUAACCUUACCUGUCUACAUGAAGGUUUGAAUAAUGAUUUCCAUUAGUCGACAGCCAUGGCGACCGCUAGUCUUACUGGGCUUCGACAUAACAAAAUACUUUACAAUUUACAUACAUUUAAAAACAUUAACAUGUGUGUGCAUCUAUCAGUUACACAUACAGUGGGAAGAACAAGUAUUUGAUACUCUGCCGAUUUUGCAGGUUUUCCUACUUACAAAGCAUGUAGAGGUCUGUAAUUUUUAUAAUAGGUACACUUCAACUGUGAGAGACAGAAUCUAAAACAAAAAUCCAGAAAAUCACAUUGUAUGAUUUUUAAGUAAUUAAUUUUUUCAUUUUAUUGCAUGACAUAAGUAUUUGAUACAUCAGAAAAGCAGAACUUAAUAUUUGGUACAGAAACCUUUGUUUGCAAUUACAGAGAUCAUACGUUUCCUGUAGGUCUUGAUCAGGUUUGCACACACUGCAGCAGGGAUAUUGACCCACUCCUCCAUACAGACCUUCUCCAGAUCCUUCAGGUUUCGGGGCUGUCGCUGGGCAAUACGGACUUUCAGCUCCCUCCAAAGAUGUUCUAUUGGGUUCAGGUCUGGAGACUGGCUAGGCCACUCCAGGACCUUGAGAUGCUUCUUACGGAGCCACUCCUUAGUUGCCCUGGCUGUGUGUUUCAGGUCGUUGUCAUGCUGGAAGACCCAGCCACGACCCAUCUUCAAUGCUCUUACUGAGGGAAGGAGGUUGUUGGCCAAGAUCUCGCGAUACAUGGCCCCAUCCAUCCUCCCCUCAAUACGGUGCAGUCGUCCUGUCCCCUUUGCAGAAAAGCAUCCCCAAAGAAUGAUGUUUCCACUUCCAUGCUUCACGGUUGGGAUGGCGUUCUUGGGGUUGUACUCAUCCUUCUUCUUCCUCCAAACAUGGAGAGUGGAGUUUAGACCAAAAAGCUCUAUUUUUGUCUCAUCAGACCACAUGACCUUCUCCCAUUCCUCCUCUGGAUCAUCCAGAUGGUCAUUGGCAAACUUCAGACGGGCCUGGACAUGCGCUGGCUUGAGCAGGGGGACUUUGCGUGCGCUGCAGGAUUUUAAUCCAUGACGGCGUAGUGUGUUACUAAUGGUUUUCUUUGAGACUGUGGUCCCAGCUCUCUUCAGGUCAUUGACCAGGUCCUGCCGUGUAGUUCUGGGCUGAUCCCUCACCUUCCUCAUGAUCAUUGAUGCCCCACGAGGUGAGAUCUUGCAUGGAGCCCCAGACUGAGGGUGAUUGACCGUCAACUUGAACUUCUUCCAUUUUCUAAUAAUUGCGCCAACAGUUUGAUGCCUUCUCACCAAGCUGCUUGCCUAUUGUCCUUUAGCCCAUCCCAGCCUUGUGCAGUUCUACAAUUUUAUCCCUGAUGUCCUUACACAGCUUUCUGGUCUUGGCCAUUGUGGAGAGGUUGGAGUCUGUUUGAUUGAGUGUGUGGACAGGUGUCUUUUAUACAGGUAACAAGUUCAAACAGGUGCAGUUAAUACAGGUAAUGAGUGGAGAACAGGUCUGUGAGAGCUGGAAUUCUUACUGGUUGGUAGGUGAUCAAAUACUUAUGUCAUGCAAUAAAAUGCAAAUUAAUUACUUAAAUCAUACAAUGUGAUUUUCUGGAUUUUUGUUUUAGAUUCCAUCUCUCACAGUUGAAGUGUACCUAUGAUAAAAAUUACAGACCUCUACAUGCUUUGUAAGUAGGAAAACCUGCAAAAUCGGCAGUAUAUCAAAUACUUGUUCUCCCCACUGUACAUGUCAGUACAUACACACAAAGGUAGGUCACAUGGGGGAGAGGCGUUGUGCUGUGAUUUUAUUUGUUUUUUGAAACCAGGUUUGUUGUUCACUUGCGCUGUAUGAGAUGGAAGGGAGUUCCAUGCAACCAUGGCUCUGUAUAAUACUGAAUGUUUCCUUGAAUUUGUUCUGGUUAUUGUUUUACAGAUCUUUUGCUGUAUGAGUGAACAGGACCUGCUCUUUGCUGAUUUCUCUGACGGAAGCACCGAGAUUGAGGAGGGGGUUGAGUUCAACAAGGUACAGAGCCAAUUUACUCACAACAAAACAAUUUAGGAUGUUAGGCCUCUAUUUGAUCCUGCACUUUCCCCUCCGUUUCUAGCUCUUUCUGGACUACACUGCUGAAACCUACAAUAAGUUCAUGCAAGGAGCGGAUACAUUUGAAGAAGAGGAUGCAGAGUAUCUUGCUAAACUAAGUAAGCAGUGACGACAAAGUCAUUAUUUCUCAUUGUUUUUAAUUGUGAGUUGUGCCUUUUCCUUCCAAAUGAACAUAUACAAAUAACCAUAUAACAAGCGCAUGAACGGCAACUUAUUUCUACAGAGAGACUUUACAACGUUGACGAAGCGCUUCUCGUGUCCAUGGAGGAGAAGUACAGGAUGCUGAGUGAUGAGGUUGAGCGACUGGAGAAAGAAAGCCAAACGGUUAGUCCUUUGAAUCUAAGGACUAUAUAUACAGUGAAUUCGGAAAAGAUUCAGACCACUUGACUUUUUCCACAUUUUAUUACGUUACAGCCUUCUUCUAAAAUAGAUUAAAUAGUUUUUUUCCUUAUCAAUCUACACACAGUACCCCAUAAUGACAAAGCAAACAGGUUUUUAUAAAUUUUAGCACAUUUAUUACAAAUAAACUGAAAUAUCACAUUUAUGUAAGUAUUCAGACCCUUUACUCAGUACUUUGUUGAUGCACGUUUGGCAGUGAUUACAGCCUCGAGUCUUCUUGGGUAUGACGCUACAAUCUUGGCACACCUGUAUUUGGGGAAAUUCUCCCAUUCUUCUCUGGAGAUCCACUCAAGCUCUGUUAGGUUGGAUGGGGAGCGUCGCUGCACAGCUAUUUUCAAAUCAAAUCAAACAUUGAUGUGUAUGCCAAGGAACUUGACGCUUUUCACCUUCUCCACUGCGGUCCCGUCGAUGUGGAUAGGGGGGUGCACCCUCUGCUGUUUCCUGAAGUCCACGAUCAUCUCCUUUGUUAUGUUGACGUUGAGUGAAAGGUUAUUUUCCUGGCACCAAACUCCCAGAGCCCUCACCUCAUCCCUGUAGGCGGUCCGUCAUUGUUGGUAAUCAAGCCUACUACUGUUGUGUCGUGUGCAAACUUGAUGAUUGAGUUGGAGGCGUGCUUGGCCACGCAGUCAUGGGUGAACAGGGUGUACAGGAGGGGGCUGAGCAUGCACCCUUGUGGGGCCCCAGUGUUGAGGAUCAGCGAAGUGGAGAUGUUGUUUCCUACCUUCACCAGCUGGGGGCGGCCCGUCAGGAAGUCCAGGACCCAGUUGCACAGGGCGGGGUUCAGACCCAGGGCCUCGAGCUUAAUGAUGAGCUUGGAGGGUACUAUGGUGUUGAAUGCUGAGCUAUAGUCAAUGAACAGCAUUCUUACAUACAGUUGAAGUCGGAAGUUUACAUACACCUUAGCCAAACACAUUUAAACUCAGUUUUACAUAAUUCCUGACAUUUAAUCCUAGUAAAAAUUCCCUGUCUUAGGUCAGUUAGGAUCAUCACUUUAUUUUAAGAAUGUGAAAUGUCAGAAUAAUAGUAGAGUGAUUUAUUUCGGCUUUUAUUUAUUUCAUCACAUUCCCAGUGGGUCAGAAGUUUACAUACACUCAAUUAGUAUUUGGUAGCAUUGCCUUUAAAUUGUUUAACUUGGGUCAAAGGUUUCGGGUAGCCUUCCACAAGCUUCCCACAAUAAGUUGGGUGAAUUUUGGCCCAUUCCUCCUGACAGAUCUGGUGUAACUGAGUCAGGUUUGUAGGCCUCCUUGCUCGCACACACUUUUUCAGUUCUGCCCACAAAUUUUCUAUAGGAUUGAGGUCAGGGCUUUGUGAUGGCCACUCCAAUACCUUGACUUUGUUGUCCUUAAGCCAUUUUGCCACAACUUUGGAAGUAUGCUUGGGGUCAUUGUCCAUUUGGAAGACCCAUUUGCGACCAAGCUUUAACUUCCUGACUGAUGUCCUUGAGAUGUUGCUUCAAUAUAUCCACAUAAUUUUCCUUCCUCAUGAUGCCAUCUAUUUUGUGAAGUGCACCAGUCCCUUCUGCAGCAAAGCACCCCCACAGCAUGAUGCUGCCACCCUCGUGCUUCACGGUUGGGAUGGUGUUCUUCGGCUUGCAAGCGUUCCCCCUUUUCCUCCAAAAAUAACGAUGGUCAUAAUGGCCAAACAGUUCUAUUUUUGUUUCAUCAGACCGGAGGACAUUUCUCCAAAAAGUACGAUCUUUGUCCCCAUAUGCAGUUGCAAACCGUAGUCUGGGUUUUUUAUGGCGGUUUUGGAGCAGUAGCUUCUUCCUUGCUGAGCGGCCUUUCAGGUUAUGUCGACAUAGGACUCGUUUUACUGUGGAUAUAGAUACUUUUGUACCUGUUUCCUCCAGCAUCUUCACAAGGUCCUUUGCUGUUGUUCUGGGGUUGAUUUGCACUUUUCGCACCGAAGUACGUUAAUCUCUAAGAGACAGAACGCGUCUCCUUCCUGAGCGGUAUGACGGCUGCAUUGUCCCAUGGUGUUUAUACUUGCGUACUAUUGUUUGUACAGAUGAACGUGAUACCUUCAGGCAUUUGGAAAUUGCUCCCAAGGAUGAACCAGACUUGUGGAGGUCUACAAUAUUUUUUCUGAGGUCUUGGCUGAUUUCAUUUGAUUUUCCCAUGAUGUCAAGUAAAGAGGCACUGAGUUUGAAGGUAGGCCUUGAAAUACAUCCACAGGUACACCUCCAAUUGACUCAAAAUAUGUAAAUUAGCCUAUCAGAAGCUUCUAAAGCCAUGACAUCAUUUUCUGGAAUAUUCCAAGCUGUUUAAAGUCACAGUCAACUUGGUGUAUGUAAACUUCUGACCCACUGGAAUUGUGAUACAGUGAAGUAAUCUGUCUGUAAACAAUUGUUGGAAAAUUUACUCUGACGUACCGGAACACAUUGAGAGAAAAAAGUGUCAAACACAACGUAGCAGCCAAGUAGCCUACUAUCAAUGGUGGUGAAACACAGCACUCUCCAAGCUGCUGAUUAACUCAAAGCCUUUUAGACGUCAUUGCAAUAUGCCCACAUUCUUAAAAUAAAGUGAUGAUCCUACCUGACCUAAGACAGGGAAUUUUUACUAGGAUUAAAUGUCAGGAAUUGUAGAAAACUGAGUUUGAAUGUAUUUGGCUAAGGUGUAUGUAAACUUCCGACUUCAACUGUACUUGUGCGGGGCUUACACAAGUCCGACUUUCUCAUAGCCUAAUUUUCUAGACAUCAAUGUACAGCAACAUUUUUAGACAACACUGCAGAACACCCGCCAUAUGCACACAUACUCAGCUGUGGGGCUUACAAGACCCGAAUUUCAUAUACUUUUCAAGACGUCAAUGUAGCAGUAGAACAAAUAUCACAAUACAGGAAUAUAACUUCAAAUAAAAUAAAUCAAUGUAGGCUACAGCAGAACACACGUAUGAGAAUAUAUAGGCCUCCUGCCUAUGUGAUAAUAUGAAGCACAUAUUCAGAUUACAAACUUGUGCUGUGAAGGCAAAGGAAAUAAAUGUCCUACCUUUAGUUUUCAAAACCUCCCACAAUGACUCUCCCCUUGUCAAGUCCAUUUAACUCCUGAGAGUCAACUUCUUGCUCCAAGCCAUGAGCGGGCCUGUGGCUGUGAUGUUUAGCCUCCUUCUAAGGCUGUUCUGAAGACUCCAGCUGUAUAGUCUAUUUUUAUUUUGAGUGUUAACCUGGGUGUCCUCUUUAGCCUUGUCUACGAGGCUUGCUGCCACCAAAUGCGCCUUGGUUUAGGCAUGUUCAAAACCCUUUUUUCUGAGAGCUCUUAGUUUUUUAUUUUUUCGCCUGGUGCAUAGGAUGUUAAUUUACUGUACAUUCCACCCCCUCUUUUGCUAGUUUUAUCCCUCCAGUCGUUUCUAGACCCAAGCUCCCUUUUUGCAUGUUGUACAGCCCAACUUUGAAUUCUGCAUGACAAGACAGGGGUUAUACGUUUGCUUGUUCUUCAACUGCAAAUUGCACCUGCUCCGAGCACUUUGUCGGUGGGUGCACUGUCCCCCUCCCCCCAGCUCCCUGUCUCCCGCUGAGUGUGACUCGCUAGUAGGCCUGCUAGCUAGUGGAGGUGCGGGUGGUGAUGCUGAACUGGCGGGAUUAGCAUCACCAUCAGGAACAGUUUGGCCCUCAUUCCUCUCCUCCGGCAGUGAAAGUUAUCUUCCCACGAAUCAAAUUCAGUAGGGAGACGACUAGACUAGCCUACAUGACGUGAUUACGUAGGGACCUCUUCACUAGCUGACCACAACUACCUAGACCUGUGUCAAGAUCAGUUACUUACCCCACUGGCCCUCCCCAUAGCCUCUAUGUACAAAUAAGAGAGCAGGUCUGGAAUCAGUGUGGCAGGAUAGGAUUAUUACAUAGAAGGAUCACCGCGCUUUUACAUUAUCACCUUUCUGGGGGGGUGGGAGAAAUAACGAGGAGGCAACUUGAUUUAAUGCUGACCACUUUUAUUAGAAUGUCUACAGUGCUAACAGUGAAAUAAUGAAUAAAUCAUGCCGCGAGAGGUACCGGAUCUGGACAAAUAGGUGCCGGAACAAACAAAGUCAAAUCUGAGAGGUGACAGGAUCCGUCUCAAAUUAAGCACUGGGUAUGACGCUACAAACUCGGCACACCUGUAUUUGGGGAGGUUCUCCCAUUCUUCUCUGCAGAUCUCUUCAAGCUCUGUCAGGUUGGAUGGGGAGCAUAGCUGUACAGACCUUUCGGUUACUGGCACAACGCUCUUACCUACUAAGCUACCUGCCGCCGAUGUAGCGCUUGGCAUUCAGGCCAAAGAUUUCAAUCUUGGUUUCAUCAGACCAGAGAAUCUUGUUUCUCAUGGUCUGAGAGUCCUUUUAGGUGCCUUUUGACAAACUCCAAGCGGGCUGUCAUGUGCCUUUUACUGAGGAGUGGCUUCUGUCUACCACAAAGGCCUGAUUGGUGGAGUGCUGCAGAGAUGAUUGUCCUUCUGGAAGGUUGUCCCAACUCCACAGAGGAACUCUGGAGCUCUGUCAGAGUGACCGUCGGGUCCUUGGUCACCUCCCUGACCAAGGCCCUUCUCCCCCGAUCGCUCAGUUUGGCCGGGCGGACGGCUCUAUAGACGUGGCGCUGACGAAGAUGGCGGCCUCGCGAGUAGCUCUUAGGAAACUUUGCGGUAUUUUGGUUUUUUAUGUAUUAUUUUUUACAUUAUUAGCUCAAAGUGUUUUGUAGCAUUACAUUCAGCCGGGAAAAACGAUUGGAUAUCAGAGCGGCGGUAACUCACCAGCAUUACGACCAGGAAUACGACUUUCCCGAAGCAGAUCCUUUGUUUGCUCUCCCCAGGGCAAUUGAACUGAUUCCAGCGGCUGACCCAAAACAUUGCCGGCGGAGGAGAGGCACUCGGAGCGGCCCGCUUGUUCGACUUAGGAGGCGCGCACACCAUCCACCGCUUCCAAGUAUACUACUCGCUAAUGUUCAGUCUUUGGAUAACAAAGUCUACGAGCUCAGAGCUCAAGGAUUUCUUUCCAGAGAGACAUCAGGGCCUGUAACAUACUUUGUUUCACGGAAACAUGGCUCUCUGGGGAUAUUCUGUCGAAAUCGGUCCAGCCAGAUAUAAAUAUCUCUCCGGGAAGCAGAAGGGCGGAGGUGUGUGUUUCAUGAUUAACGACUCAUGGUGUAAUUGUAGUAACAUAAAGGAAAUCAAGUCCUUUUGUUCAAUCGACCUUGAAUACCUCCCAAUCAAAUGCAGACCGUAUUAUCUCCCAAGAUAAUUUUCUAUGGUUAUAGUCACGGCCGUGUAUAUCCCCCCUCAAGCCGAUACCACGACGGUAGACGAAUACACUGAAAUGGUGACUGAGUUUAUCAGGAAGUGUAUAGGAGAUGUUGUGCCCACUAUAACUAUUAAAACCUACCCUAACCAGAAACCGUGGAUAGAUGGCAGCAUUCGAGCAAAACUGAAAGCGCGAACCACUGCAUUUAACCAUGGCAAGUUGACUGGGAAUAUGGCAGAAUACAAACAGUGUAGCUACUCACUCCGCAAGGCAAUUAAACUGGCAAAACAUCAGUAUAGAGACAAAGUGGAGUCGCAAUUCAAUGGCUCAGACGAGAUGUAUGUGGCAGGGUCUACAGACAAUCACGGACUACAAAAGGAAAACCAGCCACGUCGCCAACACCGAUGUCUCGCUUCCAGACAAGCUAAACACUUUCUUCGCCCGCUUUGAGGAUAACACCGUGCCGGCCCAGACGGCCCGUAGCACUCACCUCUGUCAUCAUGAAGUGCUUUGAGAGACUAGUCAAGGAUCAUAUCACCUCUACCUUACCUGUCACCCUAGACCCACUUCAAUUUUCUUACCGCCCCAAUAGAUCCUCAGACGAUGCAAUCGCCAUCACACUGCACACUGCCAUAUCCCAUCUGGACAAGAGGAAUACCUAUUUAAGAAUGCUUUUCAUUGACUAUAGCUCAGCAUUCAACACCAUAGUACCCUCCAAGCUCAUCAUUAAGCUUGAGGCCCUGGGUCUGAACCCCGCCCUGUGCAACUGGGUCCUGGACUUCCUGACGGGCCGCCCCCAGGUGGUGAAGGUAGGAAACAACAUCUCCACUUCGCUGAUCCUCAACACUGGGGCCCCACAAGGGUGCAUGCUCAGCCCCCUCCUGUACUCCCUGUUCACCCAUGACUGCGUGGCCAAGCACGCCUCCAACUCAAUCAUCAAGUUUGCAGACGACACAACAGUAGUAGGCUUGAUUACCAACAAUGACGGACCGCCUACAGGGAGGAGGUGAGGGCUCUGGGAGUGUGGUGCCAGGAAAAUAACCUCUCACUCAACAUCAACAAAACAAAGGAGAUGAUCAGGAAACAGCAGAGGGUGCACCCCCCCUAUCCACAUCGACGGGACCGCAGUGGAGAAGGUGGAAAGCUUCAAGUUCCUUGGUGUACACCACUGACAACCUGAAAUUAUCCACCCACGCAGACAGUGUGUUGAAGGCGCAACAGAGCCUCUUCAACCUCAGGAGGCUUGGCACCUAAAACCCUCACAAACUUUUACAGAUGCAAGAUUGAGAGCAUCCUGUCGGGCUGUAUCACCGCCUGGUACGGCAACUGCACCGCCCGCAACCGCAGGGCUCUCCAGAGGGUGGUGUGGUCUGCCCAACGCAUCACUGGGGGCAAACUACCCGCCCUCCAGGACACCUACAGCAACCGAUGUCACAGGAAUGCCAAAAAGAUCAAGGACAUCAACCACCCGAGCCACUGCCUGUUCACCCCGCUAUCAUCCAGAAGGCGAGGUCAGUACAGGUGCAUCAAAGCUAGGACCGAGAGAAUGAAAAACAGCUUCUAUCUCAAGGCCAUCACUGUUAAAUAGCCAUCACUAGCACAUUAGAGGCUGCUGCUGCCUAUUGAAAUACUGGCCACUUUAAGAAAUGGAACACUAGUCACUUUAAUAAUGUUUACAUAUCUUGCACUACUCAUCUCAUAUGUGUAUAUACUGUAUUCUAUAAUAUUCUACUGUAUCUUAGUAUAUGCCGCUCUGUCAUUGCUUGUCCAUAUGUAUAUAUUCUUAAAUUCCUUACUUAGAUUUGUGUGUAUUGGGUAUAUGUUGUGAAAUUGCUAGAUAUUACUUGUUAGAUAUUACUGCACUGUCAGAGCUAGAAGCACAAGCAUUUCGCUACACCCGCAAUAACAACUGCUAAACACGUGUAUGUGACAAAUAAAAUGUGAUUUGAUUUGGUGGUUCCAACCUUCUUCCAUUUAAGAAUGAUGGAGGCUACUGUGUUCUUGGGGACCUUCAAUGCUGCAGACAUUUUUUGGUACCCUUCCCCAGGUCUGUGCCUCAACACAAUCCUGUCUCGGAGCUCUAUAGACAAUUCCUUCAACCUCAUGGCUUGGUUUUUGCCCUGACAUGCACUGUCAACUGUGGGACCUUAUAUUGACAGGUGUGUGCCUUUCCAAAUCAUGUCCAAUCAAUUUAAUUUACCACAGGUGGACUCUAAUCAAGGGGUAGAAACAUCUCAAGGAUGAUCAAUGGAAACAGGAUGCACCUGAGCUCAAUUUCGAGUCUCAUAGCAAAGUGUGUGAAUACUUAUGUAAAUAAGGUAUUUCUGUUUUUUAUAUUUAAUAAAUGUGCAAAAAUGUAUAUAAAAAAAACGCUUUUCUCGUUGUCAUUAUGGGGUAUUGAGGAGAAAAAAAAUAUUUAAUACGUAACAAAAUAUGGAAAAGGUUAAGGGGUCUGAAUACUUUCCGAAUGCAUUGUAUUCACAGAUUUGUCCAUUUACUGCGCUGAUUAUUGAACACGCCUCACCUAGUUUAAGCAGUUGAUGAGUCGUGAGAGUGCCAAUUACGUUUGAACGGAGCCGUUUGGUUCACUAUAUUUUGUAACCAUUUUAUUCCCUUUCGAGCAGGACCGAUUGAUGGUCAAAAGAACAGAGAAAGUCAAACUUCAGACAGACCUGCAGAAGCUGCAGAGUUAUCGAAGUAACCUGGAGUCUUUCAAAGCCAACCUGGAGAACAAAGCCUCUGGAUUGGCCGAGGAGCUGGAAUCAUCAGGUAAAACAACAUUUCCAAGACCAAUCAUUGCUACUCUCGUGACGUGGCUGGGCUAGCGGUAAUGCUGCGACCUUCAGGACUAAUUUCUCUUUCUACAGUGUCUGCAUAUGUGGUCUACUACCAUUUGACACAACAUCUCUAUCUGUCCCCACUGUCAUCCUCUCAUACUAUCUGUUCAAAUGAAAUCUGAAAAUCCCUUAAAAUAUACAUUUUAAAAUUACUGCUCUCCUGGAAAUGUUGAAAUGUUAACAUAACCCACACUGCCCUUUUUUGUCCUGUGUAGGACUGCAGGUGGAGACCCUAAAACAGGAGGAGUCCCGGCUCCAACACAUCUUGUCCACCCAGAAGUUCACCCCCGCAGACAUUGACAGGAUCAACUGGGAGAAGAGGGAACUGCAGCAGACCAUCAACAGCCUGAGCAAGAGCCUGGAGCAGGCCGAGCAGCACAUGUGGAACGAGGAGAUCACUCUGGCCAAGGUCAAAGAGACGGUAAGAGAAUAGGAUGCUGGCCUGAUACGACUGCAUUCUAUAGUCAUCUGUUGACUAAAUAAAGGUUAAAUCAUAUGUAUAAAUGUGACAUAAAUAAGGUUCGAUAAGUAUUUUUUAAAUGACUAGCUAGCUAUGAGCCUGUGCUGAAACUGUCUUCUCAGUCUAAACCACUGCUAAUGAAAAGAGCUAUGACUGGGGGGAAAAAUCUCCCUCUGUUUUAGGCCGAAGUGAAGCUAGCCGAGUACCACAAGCUUGCCCGCAAACUGAAGCUCAUCCCUGUGUCUGCUGAAAACGCGUGCGGCCACGACUUUGAGAUCAGGACCUCCACAGAAUAUGGACCGUCCACCAUGGUUCAAUGCAGAACUCAGAUUCAAGUAUGCCGAUUUAGUUCUCAUCGAACAAUCGCUUUAUUACCACAGGUGUGUGUCGUAUUUGGACUCAUUCUGUGGCUUGUUCUCUACAGCAACCACUGAGGAAACUGAUCACUGAUGUGGAAGAGGAGUGUAGUCGACUGACAGACAUGAAACUAAGCCUGGAGGAGUCAAUAGAACAGGUACCGAGUCAUUUCAGUGUGUUUCUUAUAAGGUUUUGUCCCAUUUUUGGGGUGCUUUUUAACAUGGACUCUUUCUCUUUCAGGUGAAUUCCAAUAUUUCCGAAAAAGCAAAUGACUUGAAACAACUCAGAGAGCAAAUCCGCAGGCUCGACGAGCAGCUCGAACAAGACAUACAGGUGAGUGUUAGACUUUCAAUAAUACAAAUGUUUGGUUAUUGUAUACAGAAACCCCUCUGAAAUAUUGUUACACACAGGCUAGUCAUUUAUUGGUAAGAAAGUGCUGUCAAAAUGAAUCAUUGGUGUCAUCAUUGGUCCAUCAAAGGUUUUCUUAGAGAGCUCAUUAUCUUAUGAGGACCACAAUGGAAACAACUUUUCUUGUUAUCCUCAAUUAUUUUAACUGCAUUGUAUCCACAUCCGCGGUUUAAUAAUUUGUCAAUUAAAUCAAAUACAAAAAUGACUUCCCUCUCUCCAUGGUGUGUGUGUGUAGGACAUUGCCCAUGAGGAGCAGAAGUGGUCUGCUGAGAUGGAGUCUGUGGAGAACCACCGCAAGCUGCUGGAGAAGAAGGUGACCCUGGGCUAUGACGAGGCUGUGGAGCAGCUGAAAGCUGCACAGCAACAGUGAGUAGUGCACCUCCUACCAAUUCCUUUGGACCCAAUCACAAUGGUGAGGGGUACAGGGCUGAGUUGUACAUUUUAUUGUCACGUGCACAAGUACAGUGAAAUGCCUUUCUUGCAAGCUCUUUCCCAACAUUGCAGUAAUCAAUAUCAGUAGUAAAAAAUAUUAUACUAAAAUAAAGUAGAGAAAUAGAAAUAUGAAUAACAGGAGAAAGUAAGUAAUCUACUGUAUAUCCAGGGUCAGUGCCAAUACCAUAUUUCCAAUGUGCAGGGAUACUGGAGUGGUAUUUCUAGGGGUAAGGUGACUAGGCAUCAGGAUGUGUGUGUGUUGGGAGUGUGUAGAGUCCUGUGAGGUAGAUAGAUAGAUAGUCUGUGUAGCCUUCUUGGUAUCUCUUUAGCAGUCUUAUGGCUUAUGGAAGCUGUUGAGGAGCCUAUUGGUGUCAGACCUGUUGCUCCAGUACCGCUUGCAGUGCGGUAGCAGAGAAGUCUAUGGCUUGGAUGGCUGGAGUCUUUAACACCACCUGGGAUAGAGGUCCUGGAUGGCAUGGAGCUCAGCCCCAGUGAUGUACUGGGCUGUCUGCUCCAUCCUCUGUAGCGCCAUGAGAUCGAGGGCGGUGCAGUUGCCAUACCAAGUGGUGAUGCAGCCAAUCAAGAUGCUCUCAAUGGUGCGGUUGUAUAACUUUUUGAGGAUUUGAGGGCAUAUGCUAUCUUCUCAACCUACUGAGGGGGAAGAGGCUGUCGUGCCUACUUCACGACUGUGUGUGUGGACCAUUUUAAGUCCUUAGUCAUUUGGAUCCAGAGGAACUUGAAGCUCUCGACCCGCUUCACUAUGGUAAGAGGUACAGGGCUAAAGAUACAAGCUAAAGUUACAAGUCCCUUCGCUUGAUGUGUUCAUGGUUCCGUGAUUUACAUACUUACGCAGGAGCGCAGUGACAUCAUCAAAGGCAGACACUCCGCAUUAAAAAGAUGGAUUGGGGGUUGACUAGCGUCCUGUCAAGGGGGUGUACUUUUACAUCAAGCUGGCACACACUACAGAAACAGGAUUUCUACACACUGGCGCCGGAGAAAAUGGCUGCCGUUUUACAGCCCUCUAACUAAUUGUACUAUUAUGUGUGUUUUUUCGCAUUAUUUGUAAUUUAUUCUGUACAUAAUGAUCAAAUCAAAUCAAAUUGUAUUUGCCACAUGCGCCGAAUACAACAGGUGUAGACAUUACAGUGAAAUGCUUACUUACAAGCCCUUAACCAACAAUGCAAAGUAAAAAAAAAAAAAAAAAAAAGUGGUAAGCAAAAAAAAUAAAAGCAAAUGACUAAAGAGCAGCAGUAAAAUAAAAUAACAGUAGGGAGGCUAUAUACAGGGGGGUACCGGUGCAGAGUCAAUGUGCGGGGGCACCGGCUAGUUUCUGCCAUCGUCUCUUAUAACCAAAAAGAGCUUCUGGAUAUCAGGACAGCGAUUACUCACCUCGUAUUGGAUGAAGAUUUUUUCUUCAACGAGUCGGACACGAAGGAUAUCCUACAGACACCCGACAAGGCCCAAAUCCCUGUCAUUCGCAGGAGAAAGAGACAGAGAUAUCAUGGACGUAGUUCGGGGUGCCUUGUAAGGAUCCGACGGUGAGCAAGUAAACUGCCUCUUCCAUUAAUCCUAUUAGCCAAUGUUCAAUCAUUUGAAAAUAAAUUAGAUAACCUAAGAUUACGGUUAUCCCACCAACGGGACAUUAAAAACUGUAAUAUCUUAUGUUUCACCGAGUCGUGGCUGAACGACGACAUGGACAACAUUCAGCUGACGGGAUAUACGCUACAUCGGCAGGAUAGAACAGCUGACUCCGGUAAGACAAGGGGUGGCGGUCUGUGUAUAUUUGUAAACAACAGCUGGUGCACAAAAUCAAAUACUAAGGAAGUCUCGAGGUUUUGCUCGCCUGAGGUAGAGUAUCUUAUGAUAAGCUGUAGACCACACUCUUUACCAAGAGAGUUUUCAUCUAUAUUUUUCAUAGCUGUCUAUUUACCACCACAAACCAAUGCUGGCAUUAAGACUGCACUCAAUGAGCUGUAUAAGGCCAUAAGUAAACAGGAAAACGCUCAUCCAGAGGCAGUGCUCCUAGUGGCCGGGGACUUUAAUGCAGGGAAACUUAAAUCCGUUCUACCUAAUUUGUACCAGCAUGUUAAAUGUGCAACCAGAGGUAAAAAAACUCUAGACCACCUUUACUCCACACACAGAGACACAUACAAAGCUCUCCCUCGCCCUCCAUUUGGCAAAUCUGACCAUAACUCUAUCCUCCUGAUUCAUGCUUAUAAGCAAAAACUAAAGCAGGAAGCACCAGUGACUCGGUUAAUGGAAAAAGCGGUCAGAUGACGCAGAUGUUAAGCUACAGGACUGUUUUGCUAGCACAGACUGGAACAUGUUCCUGGAUUCUUCAGAUAGCAUUGAGGAGUACACCACAUCACUCACUGGCUUCAUCAAUAAGUGCAUCGAUGACGUCGUCCCCACAGUGACCGUACGUACAUACCCCAACCAGAAGCCAUGGAUUACAGGCAACAUCCGCACUGAGCUAAAGGGUAGAACUGCCGCGUUCAAGGAGCGGGACUCUAACCCGGACGUUUAUAAGAAAUCCCGCUAUGGCCUCCGAUGAACCAUCAAACAGACAAAGAGUCAAUACAGGACUAAGAUUGAAUCGUACUACACCGGCUCAGGCACUCAACGGAUAUGGCAGGGCUUGAAAACUAUUACAGACUACAAAGGGAAGCACAGCCGCGAGCUGCCCAGUGACACUAGCCUAACAGACAAGCUAAACCACUUCUAUGCUCGCUUCGAGGCAAGCAACACUGAAGUAUGCAUGAGAGCACCAGCUUUUCCGGAUGACUAUGUGAUCACGCUCUCCGUAGCCGAUGUGAGUAAGACUUUUAAGCAGGUCAACAUUCACAAGCCCGCAGGGCCAGACGGAUUACCAGGACGUGUACUCCGAGCAUGCACUGACCAACUGGCAAGUGUCUUCACUGACAUUUUCAACCUGUCCCUGACUGAGUCUGUAAUACCAACAUGUUUCAAGCAGACCACCAUAGUCCCUGUGCCCAAGAACACUAAGGUAACCUGACUAAAUGACUACAGACCUGUAGCACUCACGUCUGUAGCCAUGAAGUGCUUAGAAAGGCUGGUCAUGGCUCACAUCAACACCAUUAUCCCAGAAACCCUAGACCCACUCCAAUUUGCAUACCGCCCCAACAGAUCCACAGAUGAUGCAAUCUCUAUUGCACUCCACACUGCCCUUCCCCACCUGGACAAAAGGAACACCUACGUGAGAAUGCUAUUCAUUGACUACAGCUCAGCAUUCAACACCAUAGUGCCCUCAAAGCUCAUCACUAAGCUAAGGAUCCUGGGACUAAACACCUCCCUCUGCAACUGGAUCCUGACUUCCUGACGGGCCGCCCCCAGUUGGUAAGGGUAGGUAACAACACAUCUGCCACGCUGAUCCUCAACACGGGGGCCCCUCAGGGGUGCGUGCUCAGUUCCCUCCUGUACUCCCUGUUCACCCAUGACUGCAUGGCCAGGCACGACUCCAACACCAUCAUUACGUUUGCCGACGACACAACAGUGGUAGGCCUGAUCACCGACAACGAUGACAAGCCUAUAGGGAGGUCAGAGACCUGGCCGUGUGGUGCCAGGAUAACAACCUCUCCCUCAAUGUGACCAAGACAAAGGAGAUGAUUGUGGUCUACAGGAAAAAAAAGAGGACUGAGCACGCCCCCAUUCUCAUCGACGGGGCUGUAGUGGAACAGGUUGAGAGCCUCAAGUUCCUGGUGUCCACAUCACCAACGAACUAUCAUGGUCCAAACACACCAAGACAGUCGUGAAGAGGGCACGACAAAGCCUAUUCCCCCUCAGGAGACUGAAAAGAUUUGGCAUGGGUCCUCAUAUCCUCAAAAAGUUCUACAGCUGCACCAUCGAGAGCAUCCUGACUUGUUGCAUCACUUCCUGGUAUGGCAACUGCUUGGCAUCUGACAACAAGGCACUACAGAGGGUAGUGUGUACAGCCCAGUACAUCACUGGGGCCAAGCUUCCUGCCAUCCAGGACCUCUAUACCAGGCGGUGUCAGAGGAAGGCCCUCAAAAUUGUCAAAGACUCCAGCCACCCUAGUCAUAGACUGUUCUCUCUGGUACCGCACGGCAAGUGGUACCGGAGCACCAAGUCUAGGUCCAAAAGGCUUCUCAACAGCUUCUACCCCAAGCCAUAAGACUCCUGAACAGCUAAUCAUGGCUACCCGGACUAUUUGCACUGCCCCCCCACCAUAUAUUUUUACACUGCUGCUACUCUGGUAAUUAUUUAUGCAUAGUCACUUUAACUCUACCCACAUGUACAUAUUACCUCAACUAGCCGGUGCCCCCGCACAUUGACUCUGCACCGGUACCCCCCCUGUAUAUAUAGCCUCCCUACUGUUAUUUUAUUUUACAUUUUACAUUUACAUUUUAGUCAUUUAGCAGACGCUCUUAUCCAGAGCGACUUACAGUUAGUGAAUACAUAUUUUUUUUAUUUUAUACUGGCCCCCCAUGGGAAUUGAACCCACAACCCUGGCGUUGCAAACGCCAUGCUCUAUCAACUGAGCUACAUCCCUGCCGGCCAUUCCCUCCCCUACCCUGGACGACGCUGGGCCAAUUGUGCGCCGCCCAUGAGUCUCCCGGUCGCGGCCGGCUGCGACAGAGCCUGGAUUCGAACCAGGAUCUCUAGUGGCACAGUUAGCACUGCGAUGCAGUGCCUUAGACCACUGCGCCACUCAGGAGAGUUACUUUUUUAAUUUUAUUUCUGCAAAAAAAAAUUCUCAACACUUUUUUGUUGUUGUUUUAUUUUACUUUUUUAUUAAAAAAUAAAUGUUUUGUUGGUUAAGGGCUGUAAGUAAGCAUUUCACGGUAAUGUCUACACCUGUUGUAUUCGGCGUAUGUGGCAAAUAAAAUUUGAUUUGAUUUGGUAUAUGCUCCUGCCCUAUGAGCCGUUCUGGGUCGGACAAUGCUACAAUAUUUGCGUAUGGUAUGUUCCGGGCUUAACAAUUAUUUCAGAACCACAUGAAGUUUGUUCACAGCUAAAAAUAGACCUCCCCCCACCACAGUAUUUAUGUCAUUGUACUCCACAGGUACCAUCUUGUCCUGCAAGAAACCAAUGAGGAGCGGCGGACUGUGGUUCACAACCUUGCCAGUGUGUUCACCACGGCUGCCAACCACCUGUCCAUUGUGGAGGUCAGUCUCCAUAUUGCCUCUAACCUGUCGUUCACAAAGCAACAGGCCUCGUGCACAUCUCGCCUUUAUUUAUGAAUGUAUUUUGUCCAUUGCCAUGAUAUUCCCUUUUACAAUAACAACUUGAUUUGACAAUGACUGUCUGAGCCUGAAUUUCACAUUUUGAUCAUUUCCAGAAAUUCUUGGAGGAUCAACACAAGCGAGUAGACAGGGUGUACACGGAAGCCUUCCGGGAGGACGAGGUGGACAUUCAGAAGUUGAAGGACAUGAUGGAGAGCUUCAUCACUAAAGCAAACAGCUUGUAGUGCCGCGCGUUACUAUAAAAGCUGCCAUGAGCUCUCUAACUCUUUACUUGGUUAUUCAAUUAAUUCCAUUGGAACAAUCCCAGUGGGCAAAACUUGGUUUAAUGACGUUGUUACAACAGAAACUUGUUGAAAUUACGUUGUUACAACAGAAGCUAGUUGUAAGGACAUUGUGACAACCAGAAACUAGUUGGAAUGACGUUGUGACAACAGAAAGUAGUUGAAAUGACGUUGUGACAACCAGAAACUAGUUGUAAUGACAUUGUGACAACAGAAACUAGUUGUAAGGACGUUGUGACAACCAGAAACUAGUUGUAAGGACGUUGUGACAACCAUAAACUAGUUGAAUGACGUUGUGACAACAGAAAUUAGUUGAAAUGACGUUGUGACAACCAGAAACUAGUUGGAAUGAUGCCAUUGACAUAUUUUCAACCAGUUUUGCCUGUUGG